AUGGGGUGUUGUCUUCCAUUAUCUUUGAUUGGAAAAAUCGACUGCAAGCAGAGUGGCGUACGUGCAGUACGUUUCAAUGUUGACGGGAAUUAUUGUAUGACAUGCGGUGCAGACAAAACGGUAAAACUGUGGAAUCCUUAUAAGCAAAUUUUAUUAAAAAUAUAUACCGGAACAGGUUGGGAGAUAUUAGAUGCGCAAAGCUCAUCCGAUAAUUCUUCCAUAUUGGCUGGUGGUCUCGAUAAGCAGUUAACAAUUUUUGACGUUGAAACAGGUAAAAUUACACGUCGGUGGCGUGGGCACAGUGGAAAAGUUAAUUGCGUCGCUUUUAAUGAGGAAUCCAAUGUGGCAUUAUCUGGAUCGCAAGAUGGCAUUGUUAGAUGUUUCGAUGUUCGUGAUAAAUCGGGGCCAAUUCAGGUUCUUGAUGAGGCUGCAGACGCCGUAUUAUCAAUUGAUGUAUGCGCUCACCAAAUAGCUUCAGGGAGUGCCGAUUCAAAUGUUAGAAUCUACAAUAUUCGCGAAGGGAAAAUGAGUAUGGAUUUUGUGGGCGAUAGUGCUACUUCUGUUACAUUUUCUGGUGAUAGUCAGUGUAUCCUGGUAUCUACAAAGGAUGGAUUUGUUCGAUUGUUAGAUAAUAACAAUGGAAAAUUGCUUGCUGAUUACACUGGCCAUAUGAACAAUGAAUAUCGCAUCGAAAGUCGCAUUUUAUCGACGGAAGCCCAUGUUCUGAGCGGUUCAGAAGAUGGAAAAGUAUAUAUAUGGGAUCUCAUCCAUAUGUCCUUACUGCAUCGCCUAGUUCAUCCCGAUCGAAUCAUUCAUUCCGUAUCUGUCCAUCCAACUAAACCAUUUUUUCUUUCUGCUUCCUCUUCAACCAUAUUUUUCUGGGGAAUUUCUGAAACUGAAACCGUAAUUAAGGCUAACAGUUAA
This is a messenger RNA of Dracunculus medinensis (Guinea worm), 924 nucleotides long. The record is from the annotation of a GenBank genome assembly. NCBI's taxonomy places the organism in Eukaryota, Metazoa, Nematoda, Chromadorea, Rhabditida, Dracunculidae.